Messenger RNA from Trichoderma reesei QM6a, 2333 nucleotides. RefSeq lists its product as uncharacterized. The transcript has 3 exons. Gene Ontology annotation, cellular component: nucleus. The coding region runs from base 1 to 2238 and encodes 745 amino acids. Gene Ontology annotation, molecular function: RNA binding; pseudouridine synthase activity. Lineage: Eukaryota; Fungi; Ascomycota; Sordariomycetes; Hypocreales; Hypocreaceae. The record is from RefSeq and is a predicted model, not a curated record. Gene Ontology annotation, biological process: pseudouridine synthesis.
AUGAGCGAGCAGGCGCAUUACAAUGUGCGCCAGAGUGCGUCUCACGCCAAGUCGAUAGGAAUCACGCAGCGCGCCACGCCUCUGCGGUUUCCGUGGGUGGGCGACCUGCGCGUGAGAUUCUCAGACUUUCAAGUCAAUGAGAUUGGAAAAGACGGUGCCGUUGUGCAUCUGCGCAAGAUCGGGUUGGGUGGCCAGGAAAAGCAGGUGAUUGAUGACCGGAAGUUGACCCAAGAUGCAGCUGGAUCUGACCGACUUGAUAGACAACAGACGCUGCGCCAGCCGAAGAGGUCGGAGAAGGAAAUUAUCGAGGUUCCAGCAGAAGACGUCACAGCUCUCAGCAACCUGGCUGGCGAAAAGUUUGCGCAAGAGCUCGUGGACCUGUUCCAAGAAAGCCAGGUAGAGGCUCCGGAGAAGAAGAAGUCGGUCACUUCUGAACCCGUCGACGACAAGUUCAAGCGCGGAGAGAUUCACCAGGAGAUUCGACGCAUCUUCAACUCCAGGAUAGAGACCAGCACAGACGAUGCCGGCGCUAUCGUUGCAAGCUAUGCGGCGCCCACGCGGAGAGGCAAACGAGGCCGGGGCGGACGCAAUCGGAACCGUAACAGGCAAGACGACCAGCCUAUUGGCGAGUAUCUUCACUUCACCCUCUUCAAGGAUAACCGCGACACCAUGGAUGCCGUCAACCAGAUUGCCCGCAUCCUCAAGGUGAAGCCUCAGGUGAUCAACUACGCGGGUACCAAGGACCGACGUGCUUCCACAGUCCAGCGCUGCUCCGUCCGAUACACGCGGGACCGAAGUCUUGCAGGCAUCAACGGGAAGCUCUGGGGCAUAACGACGGGCGAUUAUGAGUACAAGUCGGAGCCCAUCCACCUAGGAGAGCUGCUGGGCAACGAAUUUGUCAUAACGAUCAAGAACUGCCAGAUUGUCGGCGAUGCCAGCACGAAACCGAUAUCCGAGCAGGUCGAGCUGAUGCGUGAAAAUGUCCAGUCCGCAUUGGACCACAUGACGGAGCAUGGAUGGAUCAACUACUUUGGCCAUCAGAGAUUCGGCACUCAUCAGAUCGGAACGCACGAGAUUGGAAAGCUCAUCUUGGGCGACAACUACGAGGCAGCAAUCAACGCCAUCCUCGCCUACGACGAAGAAAUCGCCCACAAGGCAGAGACAGAGGGCAUCCCGGACGAGCCGGCCAAGAGGGACGAAUACAACCGCCACCUCGCCUGCAUGCUCUUCAAGACGGAAAAGGACGUAGACAAGGCCAUCGAGAUCAUGCCCCGGCGGUUCUCGGCCGAAGUAUGCGUCCUCCGUCAUCUCAACAGGCAGGGCAAGCAGUCCCGAAGAGACUUUGUCGGCGCCCUCAUCCACAUCACCCGAGGCCUGCGCUCCAUGUAUCUCCACGCAUUACAAUCCUACGUGUGGAACCACGCGGCGAGCAGGCGAUGGGAGCUCCACGGCGAAAAGGUCGUCAAGGGAGACCUCGUCAUCGCCGAGACCGAGGCCACGCCGCAAAUCAGCGGCCAGGACCAAGACGGCGACGACAUUGUUAACCCCGUCGUUGAGGACGACGACGACGUGCCCCUGCGCGCCAGACCGCUCACCGAGGAAGAGGCGGCAAGCGGCAAGUACACGAUCCACGACGUCGUCCUCCCCACGCCGGGCUACGACGUCAUCUACCCGGAUAACGAGAUUGGCGACUUCUACGUCGACUUCAUGGGCCGCGAGGAGAACGGCGGGCUGGACCCGCACAAGAUGCGCCGCAUGCGCCGCGAGUUCAGCCUGCCCGGGCGGUACCGCAAGCUGAUGAACAAGUUCCUCGGCACGCCCGCCGUCGAGUUCAAGACGUAUGUGAGCGACGAGGAGCAGAUGCACCCGACGGAUCUGGAUCUCAUCAGAGCUGCUCGUAAGGCGAGCGGUAACAACAAUAGCAACAGCAACAGCAACAGCAACAAGCGUUCUCGCGAAGAGAGUGACGAUGCGAGACCGAGCAAGGUGGCCAAGGUACAACAGGAAGACCAAGAGUCUGACGCCGUCACGCAAAACGAGGCAACAAACGAAGCUGCCGCCACCGGCAAUGACAAAGCCGAAGAGUCUGCAGAGACUACAAGCGCACAGGAAACCAUGGAGGUAGACCAGCCCCUCAAGAUUGCAGCAGUCAUCAAGUUCCAGCUCGGCAGAAGCGCCUAUGCAACCGUCACGCUGCGAGAGCUCAUGGGCGACCCCCCGGAGAGCAACACCGCCUGAGGGAAGAAGCAUCACAAUCUUAUACUAUUGCAUGAGUACUAAGACAUGCUGGUGGUCUGCUUUCAAACAUUAUAAUGGUCUGUCGUAGCAAUGAU